Messenger RNA from Penicillium paradoxum, 1410 nucleotides. RefSeq lists its product as uncharacterized. The record is from RefSeq and is a predicted model, not a curated record. Bases 1 to 1410 code for a protein of 469 amino acids. NCBI's taxonomy places the organism in Eukaryota, Fungi, Ascomycota, Eurotiomycetes, Eurotiales, Aspergillaceae. The transcript is spliced from 2 exons. Gene Ontology annotation, cellular component: membrane.
AUGGAAAGAUCGACUUCCAUUUCCCUCGUGGAUAACACCAUCCCACAGCAACCCACCGAAGGACCCGCACCUACAUCCUCACUCGAUAGACAAAUCAGCCUGACGAAACACCUGAGCCGUGCAUCCGUUCACAGCCAGCUUGCAAAGCGGAAAUACGCAAAAUGGCAGCCGGACAAAUUGGGUAUCGCACCUGACAGAAAUGACUCUGUCGGCGGAGAAUCAUCUCAAGCCCGCGGAGGGUCCAUCUCAACAAGCUCCGCCGGAGAAGGCAGCAGGGGCAGAGAUGUCGAUACAGCAGGGUUAGAGGCAUCCCGAACUUUUAGUCAUUCCAGGAACGGGAAUGGGCAAUUAAACGGAAUCGGAACCCCGCCUAAUGGUCGCGAUAACACGAAACCGCGGUCGGAAAUGGACAUUCUCUACGAGAACCAGCGCGGCUGGUUCGUUUUUGGGGUCCCACGCUAUUCACACAGUUCGCUGUUGAAUUUCGAUCCUAGUCCCUGGAUGAACCAGGAUCGUAAACCCAGUCCUGUUAACAUAACCAAUGCUCAACUGCCUGACCCGAGUUGGGAAUGGACGUGGAAGACAUGGUAUGUGGACAUGUCUGGUGAUACCGAUGAGCAAGGGUGGCAGUACUCUUUUUCCUUUGCUUCCUCGUCAUGGCAUGGUACAAAGCCGUGGUUUCAUUCUUUUGUUCGGAGGAGACGGUGGGUGAGACUGCGGACUAAGGCCGUUGAGCGGCGGGACCGUGGUCGGUCGAACUUUGAGAAAGCCCAUAUGCUGAAUGAGGAUUAUUUCACCAUUCAUUCGUCCAAUGCUAGGAGUCGGGAACAGAGCACUACGGGACUAUCCCGUGUGGAGUCUGGAUACUUGAAUCAUCCAAGCAUGAGGGUUGAUGAGGAGCCACAUGUUGGUGAGAUUGGGGAUAUCCCCAGUUUGAUGCAUGCAUUGAAAUUGGCUUCCAUUGAUCGAGAUAGGAUUGAUGCACUGAAGAAGUUUGUGGAUGAAGGUGGCGAUGAACUAUAUUAUCUGAAUGAUAAGAUACCGGAUAUCAUGCCCACAUUCCUAUUCCAGGCUUCUCGCUGGCAGUUUGUCACAUAUCUUUCUGGUGUCAUUCGCGAAUUAUCCCAGACUCCCACCGACUCGGAUAAAGAGGCCGAUGCAGUCCGGCGCAAGAAAGAUAACCUUGCUCGGGCUGUGGAAUCUUGCAAGCAUCAUAUCACCGGGCCAGAUGUCUUUAAAGAUGAUCAUGGAGAGCCAGCAAUGGGAUUGCUAGACCUGACUCCAGUGGGCAAACAGGCUACCCUAAUGGCCAAGCGACCGGUCCUGGAGGAGCGUUCUACCUCAAUGAGGCACAUUUUCCGCGGCAUUCCCAAAGCCGCUGAGAUCGGCCAUGAAGGUCACAUAUAUUAA